This is a messenger RNA of Fonsecaea erecta, 1032 nucleotides long. RefSeq lists its product as hypothetical. The transcript is spliced from 6 exons. Gene Ontology annotation, molecular function: arylformamidase activity. Lineage: Eukaryota; Fungi; Ascomycota; Eurotiomycetes; Chaetothyriales; Herpotrichiellaceae. The coding region runs from base 1 to 1032 and encodes 343 amino acids. The record is from RefSeq and is a predicted model, not a curated record.
AUGGACAGGUUUCCAGCAUACGACAACCUGCCCCUGAUUACCAUCAAUGGUAAAUCAAAACGGUGUGCUUGGGGCCUUUUUGACGAGGAGGGUAAGAAAGACGUCUUUGGGUGUUUGAACAAGAUCACGCCAGAUAUCGUCACCAAGGCAGCAGCCGAGAUCAAGGACGGAGUUACCAUUUCUCUAAACUGGCCCCUUCGUGUACCGCGAAAGCCAGGGUUUGGACGCAGGGGUCUGUCCCACAAAGUGAUCUCUUUCGUCGAUUCCCCCCUAGCAAUACACGGAUAUGAUGACGAGGUCGAAUUCAACACUCAAUGCAGUAGUCAAUGGGAUGCCCUGUGCCACUUCUACGAUCAAGACUUCAAGCGCGGCUACAACGACGCAAACCCAACGAUUGAGGACUUGGUUCAAGACUAUGGCGAGGAGGACAAGGACUUUGUUUUUCCCACGUUGAACCACUGGCAUGCUCGCGGCGGCCUGGCAACACGGGGUGUGCUCAUCGACUACAAGGCCUACGCCGACAGAAAGGGCAUCAAGUACUCUCCAUUUGCCGCUCAUAAGAUCACCAUCAUGGCCGUGGAAGAGAUUGCUCGGGAGCAUGGCAUCACUUUCCGGCCCGGAGAUGUCUUCUUGCUGCGGACGGGUUAUGUUGAAGACAUUUCACAAGCAAAGAACGAAGAGGAACAGAUCAAGAUGAACUCUUCGGUAGACAGCAUCGGGAUCGAGGAUACUGUGGAGGCGGUCAAGUGGUUUUGGGACCAGCAUUUCAGCGCCGUGGCGGCCGACAAUCCGGGAUUCGAAGUCAUGAGACCGACCAAGGACGGAGUCGAUGCCAGUGGCACAACGGCAGACUAUGUCUUGCAUCCAAAUUUCCUGGCCUUGUUGGGCCUACACAUCGGCGAGCUCUGGGAUCUCAAGGCCCUGUCGGAGUAUUGCCAGAAUACAGGUCGGUAUACAUUCAUGCUGACCUCGAUGCCGCUGAACUUUGCCGGUGCUUGCGGCUCUCCACCCAACGCGAUGGCCCUGUUCUAG